AUGUUGUCUCUAGUCUCUAUUUUCUUGACUUGUCUUGCUCUUAUUCUCAUCCCUUGUCUCUUUAUCUUUAGGCGUCCAAGUUUUCCCCUCUUCUUAAAAAAAAUCAUCAUAUUCAUCAGUACCACAGCUUCUCAAUACAAUGAUGAAGAAGAGAGGUAUGGUACAAUCGGAGAGAAAGGGAAACGAGGGAGAAUGCCAAAGCAUGUGGCGAACAAAAGAGGACUUAGGGUAUCGGAAGGUCACGAAGCCGGAGCAAGAACAGUAUUGGAGCAUGCUAUGGACUGUUUCGCCAUGGGGAUAAACACUCUCUCACUCUUUGCUUUCUCCACUGAAAAUUGGGGGAGACCCGAUGGUGAAGUUAACUUUUUGAUGGCUAUGUUUGAGAAAAACUUCAAGUCCGAAAUGGCUUACUUCGACAGAUAUAAAGUCAAGAUCUCCGUUAUCGGGAAACGGACAAAUAUGCCCCAGUCGCUUCUAGGUUUGAUACAUGAGGUCGAAAAAGCUACAAAGAACUAUAAAGAGAAGCAUCUUAUUAUGGCGUUAGACUAUAGUGGAAGGUAUGAUAUCUUACAGGCCUGCAAAAGUCUUGCUGAAAAGACGAAAAAUGGGCUCAUCCAAGUGGAGGAUAUCAACGAAAGCAUGAUUGACAAAGAGUUAAUGACAAGCUGUAGUGAGUACCCAAACCCUGAUCUGUUGAUCAGGACCAGCGGAGAGCAAAGAAUCAGUAACUUCUUCUUAUGGCAAUCAGCUUAUACUGAGCUCUACUUUUCUAAUGUUCUGUGGCCUGACUUUGGCGAGGCUGAGUAUCUCAAAGCUUUGACUUGGUAUCAGCAGAGACAGAGGCGAUUUGGUCGAAGAGUUUGAACUUUGACUUUUCAUGUAUUGCAAAUAAAUGGCUUAGUUAGCCA
This is a messenger RNA of Raphanus sativus (radish), 908 nucleotides long. RefSeq names its product dehydrodolichyl diphosphate synthase 5-like. Bases 1 to 864 code for a protein of 287 amino acids. Lineage: Eukaryota; Viridiplantae; Streptophyta; Magnoliopsida; Brassicales; Brassicaceae. Gene Ontology annotation, cellular component: chloroplast stroma. Gene Ontology annotation, biological process: response to cold; plastid membrane organization; polyprenol biosynthetic process. The record is from RefSeq and is a predicted model, not a curated record. The transcript is spliced from 4 exons.